AUGGCCAGCACCGGCGACCACAAUGCUUUUUAUGACGACCAUGGUGAUUCGUCAAUCAUCUCGACCCGUGGCUUUGAGGCUUUUGGCCGCAAAGUGACGACCACGGCCAGUCAACUGAUGGGUCCCCUCUCCGACCCUACGAGCCACCAGCACUACCAGUCCGCCAUGGGCGAGGUGACCAAGCAGCUGCGGAGGCCGACCCUGCAGCGGAGUAUGUUUUCCAGGGCACGGACAACACCGACCGAUCUUGUGCGGUCAAAGCUUUCUACGACAGAGAUACAGCAGCGGGCACUCUCAUACGUCCCAGACGCCUUGCUCAGGGACAUCCCAGAGGAUGAUAACUCUUACUCGUUGUUCCAGGGUUUCAAGGCCAGCUUCCCGGAUUUCACCGAGGAUGGGAAGAAGCACAGGAGAAGGGUCUCGAGGGGGCGAAAACUGAUCGAGGAUACACGGGUCGACCCCAACAGCCCGCAGGCUGUACAAAAGCUGCAGAAGGAAAAGGCUGCCAUGCUGCACGAAUUCGAGAUGCUGGGCGUGCGGAAAAACAUGGCAAGCAGCGAGAUCCGGGAAAUCGACAACAAAAUAGCGAAUCUAAUGGGAAUGCGCAAAAUUAUCCUAGAGAGGCUGGCAGGCUUCGAACAGGACGAGGCGGUGCUGGAACACGACAUUAUGGAUGUUGAGAACCGUUUAGAGGAGGCUGAAGAGCUGGCCGCAGAAGCCGAAUCUGUGGCAGCCCUCACGCCCACCAAAGGCAGCGACGCUGGGGAAGACGAUGCGGACUUGGGAUUCAUGUCACAAUCGAUAUACGAGAAGCUUCCCUCCGCUCAUAGCACGCCGACCAAGUCCAAGAAGCCGAGGAGUUUGCGGAGGAAGUCGAUGCCGAUCCUGCAUGAGCAUAUCGAGCCCGGCACCUCUAUCCGCGAGAUCCGCGCACACCAGGACCCCGUCACAGCCAUGGACUUCGACGCCCCCUUUGGCACAAUGGUAACUUCUGCUCUGGACGACACUGUAAGGGUCUGGGACCUGAACGCCGGACGCUGUAUUGGAGCCCUUGAGGGCCAUACGGCCUCCGUCCGAGCCCUGCAGGUCGAGGACAAUAUCUGUGCUACGGCAUCGAUGGAUGCUACGAUCCGUCUGUGGGACCUCAGCAAAGCCCAAUACGACCCUCUUGGCGGCCAGCUCGACCAGGGUGAAGACGAAGACGGCAUGGCCUUUGAGAAUCCGGAGGACCAGCCGGUAGACCCACCCGAGGGUAGCAUGGACGGCUGCGCCCUAACGACAUUGCAAGCACACAUGGACGAGGUCACUGCUCUCCACUUCAGAGGCAAUGUCCUGGUAUCUGGCUCAGCUGACAAGACAAUUCGACAAUGGGACCUCGAGAAGGGGCGAUGCGUGCAAACUCUCGACGUGAUGUGGGCUGCUGCCCAGGCCUCGGUCACACUGGGCGAAUCUUCCUGGAAAUCAACAAGUCGCGCCCCUGUACCAAACGCCGACUUUGUUGGUGCACUGCAGGUCUUUGACGCUGCGCUCGCAUGCGGAACAGCGGAUGGUAUGGUCAGGCUUUGGGAUCUUCGUAGUGGUCAAGUUCACCGGAGCCUGGUUGGCCACACUGGACCCGUAACAUGCCUCCAGUUUGACGAUGUCCAUCUGGUAACAGGAAGUCUGGACCGGAGUAUUCGAAUAUGGGAUCUUCGAACUGGGUCAAUUUAUGAUGCAUAUGCUUACGACCAUCCCGUCACGGCCAUGGCGUUUGACAGCCGGAGGAUAGUCUCGGCCGCGGGUGAGGACGUGGUCAAGGUAUACGACAAGCUGGAGUCCCGCCAGUGGGACUGCGGCGCGGGCGUGAAGGCUGCUGAAGAGGGCAAGGCACCGCCAGCCACGGUUGCACGCGUAGCCCUGCAGGACGGCUACCUGCUCGAGGGUCGCCAGGACGGUAUCGUUGGCGUGUGGACUUGCUAG
Messenger RNA from Diaporthe batatas, 1959 nucleotides. RefSeq lists its product as uncharacterized. Gene Ontology annotation, molecular function: protein binding. The coding region runs from base 1 to 1959 and encodes 652 amino acids. The record is from RefSeq and is a predicted model, not a curated record. Lineage: Eukaryota; Fungi; Ascomycota; Sordariomycetes; Diaporthales; Diaporthaceae. The transcript has 4 exons.